This is a messenger RNA of Capsella rubella, 552 nucleotides long. RefSeq names its product protein NUCLEAR FUSION DEFECTIVE 6, chloroplastic/mitochondrial. NCBI's taxonomy places the organism in Eukaryota, Viridiplantae, Streptophyta, Magnoliopsida, Brassicales, Brassicaceae. The record is from RefSeq and is a predicted model, not a curated record. Bases 34 to 315 code for a protein of 93 amino acids. Gene Ontology annotation, cellular component: mitochondrion. The transcript has 3 exons.
UCCCUAAAUCCCAACGAGGAUCGGAAAGUUUCAAUGUCCGCCGCCAGAUCCGUCCUCCGUUCCGGUGUAGGUCGGGCCGCAGUUGCCGCGUUAAGGUCGACGAAGCCUACGCCUUCUUCUGCGCGGUCUACGUUUAAGAUGCCUAAACAGAGCCCUCUCUCUAACCGCAUUUUCAGAUCUCCGGUGGAAUUGAGCUGCUGCGUUGACACGAUUUUGCCGUACCACACGGCCACUGCUUCUGCUUUGCUCAAUUCGAUGCUUUCAGCUUCAGGGCGCUCCAUUUGGAUCCUCCAAGAUUGUAUUGAUGAUGCAUGAUGAAACUCAAAGGGAGUGCAAGAAUGGGUGCAGUUUAAAGCAUGGUGAUGAAGUGGCAGUAGCGAUGUCAUGUUUCUUCUUAGGUCAUAAGAUCCAGUUUUGACCUUCAAGAUUGUCCAUUAAGGAAUGAAUAUUAUAGAAUUCCUUAUCGACUCUCUAAAUUAUGAGAUUUGUAAAGACCAACCAGUUCAGUUUGACAAUUUAAAAACGCUUGGUCCCAAUCCGAGCUUCUCUUUA